Molecule: messenger RNA, 2052 nt
Organism: Eucalyptus grandis
Lineage: Eukaryota; Viridiplantae; Streptophyta; Magnoliopsida; Myrtales; Myrtaceae
Product: protein LIGHT-DEPENDENT SHORT HYPOCOTYLS 5-like
Exons: 2
Coding region: 1-870 (289 amino acids)
Biological process (GO): response to light stimulus; mRNA transcription
Cellular component (GO): nucleus
Source: RefSeq, a predicted model, not a curated record
AUGGAUUUCCAGGAGCUCUGCUUCGGCCCCCCACCUCGACCAGCACCUCGCCAAAGCCACUCCAAGUCGCUGAUUGGGAAACUGAGGAGGCGUUCGGCUGCUGGGUUGGGUCGGGUUGAGUUUGUCUUGAUCGCUCUCGGUCCGAGCAGGAAGAAGAGAUCAGAUUCGAUCCCGGGUGUCGGAAUUCCACCUGCCCAUGGAUUCCGCUUCGGGUGCCGGGCCACCGAGCAGCAGCAGCAGCAGCAGCAGCAGCAGGGCGCUGUUACGGUCGCCGCCGAGGGCCCGUCGUCGGCUGCCGCGGCGGCCCCGUCGUCGGGGGCGCCGCCGAGCAGGUACGAGUCGCAGAAGCGGAGGGACUGGAACACGUUCCUGCAGUACCUGAAGAACCACAAGCCGCCGCUGACGCUGGCCCGGUGCAGCGGCGCCCACGUGAUCGAGUUCCUCAAGUACCUGGACCAGUUCGGGAAGACCAAGGUGCACGCCGCGGGCUGCCCCUACUUCGGGCACCCCAACCCGCCCGCGCCCUGCGCCUGCCCGCUCCGGCAGGCGUGGGGCAGCCUCGACGCGCUCAUCGGGCGGCUCCGGGCCGCCUACGAGGAGAACGGCGGGCCGCCCGAGGCCAACCCCUUCGGCGCCAAGGCCGUCCGGAUUUACCUCCGCGAGGUCCGGGAGAGCCAGGCCAAGGCCCGCGGCAUCCCUUACGAGAAGAAGAAGCGGAAGCGGACCCCGGCUGCACCCGAGGUCGGCGGCAGCAGCACCACCGGCGAAGGCUCUGGCUCCGGUGACGUCGGCGGCGGGGGAGAAACUACCGGCGGCGGCGGCGGCGGCGGCGUCAGCGGUAAUGUUGCACCCGCUACAGCCCCGAGCUAGCGCCGCCGCGUACGCCGCCGCGUUCGGCGUCUCCUCUUUCUCCCUGUCAUCGCCUUUUCUCUUUUUCUUUCUUCCUCCAUGGCCGCCAUUUUUAAACGAGCGAUAUCUGUAUAAUUGUAAUUACGAGUCGAUUAUUACAUUCGACACCCAGAGACAAAUCGAAACCCGGCCCUCUUCUGCUCGCCCCCCCGCGACACGGUACGUCUUCAUUUCCCAUCUCCUUCCCCACGUACGUUUUCUGCCGCGUCGCUCGUUCCGACACGCUCUUCGAAAUGGAGAGCUUCGGAAGCAAAAGACAUGUGGAAGAAGAAACCUCGAUGGAUCGAUCGAAGCUUCGUGGUUCCAACAUCGUGUCGUUUUUUUAGCGCUACUGCUGAUGGUCCCCUGCUUUGCUGCUCUCUCAACAAGCCCAGCUCCCCCCCCGAUGCCACUUCCACACGUGCGCAUUCGCCUGUUUCGGUCCAAGGUGCACCCCUCUUCUUCCUCCUUCCUCCUUUUCCCCCAUCUCCAUCUUUAGAUUUUGAACUUCUGGAUCACAAAUAAAAACAACAACAACAGCAGUAAUUCGGCAUAAGAAAUUUUAUUAGAUUUUCCUCUCUGUCUCGUGAAUAACCUUUAGGGUUUUUAUUAGCUCCAUCGCCGACGUGAAAAAUGAUUUACAUGACCAAUCGACAUGCUGCGGUUAUUGUGUAAUUUAUCUUUUUUGCUUGCAGUAGACCCCGCAAUAAUAUAUAAUUUAUGUCGCCGCACUCUCUCUCUCUCUCUCUCUCUCUCUCUCUCUCUGCCCUACGUUUCUUGCUCUGCCAGAAUAAUGCUGUGUACUAAUAUGAUGGCAUUGCUUCUUGGAUAACAACAUACGCAGAUUAAAGAAACAUUUCCGCUAGCAUCAAAUUGGAAGCAAAAUCCAGAUCUUGUGAUUGCUUCCCUCACAUUUCUAAUUUUUUCGAUUUAUUUAUUUAAAUUUUCUAUGGGGGCAUCCACCCACCACAGUGCGAAACCGACCAGUGGCCAACCCUUUGCUUCCAUUUUCUUGUUAUAUUUUUCUUUACAUCUUAUUGAGUUCCUUCUUUGUUUGUAUGGAAAUAUAUUCCAGACCCACCAAAAAAUUCGGGUUUAUAAUAGGAUUUUUGGUCUCCUUGUGGUUAUUUCUUUAAUUUGGUUGUCUAUGGACUUCUGAGAGCC